ACUAUGCAAAUUUCAAUUUUUUAAUAUGUUAGUUGACAGGAACGGAAAUGACUAUCUUUGGUCCAUUCGCUUCCAGCAAAAAUCAACUUUUCCUAGAGUCGCCAUCUAGUGGAAGUGCUUUUAGUAGUUUCUUUUUUUUUAAUACUUCCUAUAUAGGUAUACUUUACCUUUAUACAGAUAAGUAAUAUAACCUUCUUGUUUAUGUUACGGACCCUUAACUACGGGCUUAGAUCAUAGACACUCGUUAUAGGGAUACCAAUAGCAACGCCAAAGAGUAAAGUCACACUAAUAAUGUUACUGAUGUCAUAAUGUCUUUAUCUCCCAUUUUUAUCUUUACGAAUUAAAAAGAACUAUCAAUAUCAAAGCUGUAGAGGUAACACCCUAAACAAGCGCUUCUAUACAAAUACUGUUACUGCAGAAUUAGCAGUUUUCUCUAGUUUAAUUAGAGUAAUUAAAAAUUUAUUCAUAAUAAUCACAAUGCCGGACGCAGUAGCACGGUAUGAGAGAAUGCUCUUUGACUACGAAACAACGAACCUGACGGAUUAUCGUAAACCAGAUUUUGAAUUGCCAAUCUCCACUAAAUAUAAAGAAAAACCACGUUGUCUAGCGAUAAGACCCCCGCCCGUGAAGGACGUACACACACUGAGUGAAUGGAAAGGGCAACCGAUACCUUUCGAUUUGCUGCACCAGCCACGGCCCAUUGUAGGAACUAACCCUUGGCAUGUCCAGAAGAAACACUCAGCCCCCGGCGAUCCGGGGCUGGCGCAUGCAAUAAAAACGCGGCCACGGCUCGUGAUGACGCCGGCUGUGAGCAUGGACGAUAUAGAGGAUCCACGCACCCGCGAGAUCCUCUGCCGGGACAUGUACACGAGCGACGCGACGCACUCUCAAAGGGAAGCUGUAGCGGAAUUUGUCAACGUGCAAGCGCCAUUUCCCAACCACCCCGCACCCGCUAAUCCUGUUAGUUCUAAAAACACUUUUCUAGGUAACCCCAAUAUGUCAAAUAUCCAUAAUGAUGGCCAACGCGAGCUACGUUCGUUAAUUUUCAAAUAAACGAUUUUGGUUUUAAUUUGGGGUAUCUAAGAUUCAUUACAGUAAUCAUGAAUUACGUAUUGAUGACGGAGCUAAGAAAAGAAAAAAGGUAUAAAAUUAAGAUGGUUGAAUAGCUAAUUUCGAGGUUACAUGCAGUAACCUCGGAAUUAGCUAUUUAAUUUUGAUAAUUUUAUAGAAUUUAAUUUUGUAUUCUACAAUACAAUAAGGUUUAAAAUAAAGUGGAGAAAUUUUUAUAACACUUUGGUAUAACCUGACGUGUUGUUGACUGUACUUACCAAGCUGAAAUAGUGACUUUUGAAAAAGCUAAGCAGAAAUCAGACUAAUGUAUACAUGGUUCCUAUUCUUGCCCACCUCGUGCAGGAAGUGAUUGAUUUAUUCUGUAACAUAUAGACGAAGCUGUGAAUAUUCGUUUCCAAAUAAGUGUUCAUUAUUCGAAAUUCGGCGAAUAGUUUUAAAAAAAAAUUAACUUGUUUUAAACUAUAUAUACCUAGACUAAAUAAUUUAUUAUUUAUCAUUAAAAAGAAAACACAUUUAAGAAUUGGACUUUUUGCUAAUAGGACAUUUUGAAACCGUUGGUCAUCUUGGGAAUCGGAUAUUCAGAACAGAAAUGAGAAUAUCUACACAAAAAAUAUGUACCGAGUCCAUUUUUAUAAUAACCCUAUUAUUUUCAGAUACGUCUGCAGAAACUGCAAGCGCCAUAUGUAUCGCCCGAAUGGCGAAUGGAAUCGGUUACUUGGGACAGCAAGCAACUGCGCGGCCACUGCGACCCCACAGAACGGUUCUGGUUGGCAUUCCCGUUACCCAAGUGAGUUUGGUUUAUAAUACUGACACUUGGCGACCAACAACCACUUUGGGGCGAUAAGCCAAGGGAGUAAAGAUAGUUCA
Diatraea saccharalis (sugarcane borer) is the source of this 1938-nucleotide messenger RNA. The record is from the annotation of a GenBank genome assembly. NCBI's taxonomy places the organism in Eukaryota, Metazoa, Arthropoda, Insecta, Lepidoptera, Crambidae.